AUGAGCAACAUCAACAACACCAAUGACCAUGUCAUUGUUAGUGAGACUUCUUCAAAGAAAAAAAUGCAUGACAAAGAGAACUGGGUAAACACCUAUGUUUUUAAGCAUCCUCACUUUGGAAAUCGCACUUCCAACCGUGCAAAAAGUUCACAUGCUUCUCUGAAGUAUGCCCUUGGAACUUCUUCUGGUAAACUGAAGACAGUUACCAUGAAAGUUGUCAAGUGGUAUGAAGCGUUGUUUGAUGAUCGAAAGCGCAGAUUGACAAUGGAGUGUCUUGGAGAGAGCACUACCGUUGUGUUUGAUAAAAUCAAUUCUUUCAGGCUGAAUGAUAUUCACCACAAAAUUUGUCGUUUUGCAAUGGACCACAUCAAACUUGAACUUGCCAAAUCAAUUAUACCUGAAAAACUCACAAAAGAGUGCGAAUGCCUCAUUAACUACAACUAUCUCUUGCCCUGCUACCAUCAACUUGCGCAGUAUAAAAAAAUCCCAAUUUCUUGCAUUCCCAGACAAUGGAGAAUAAACUACUUAGAAGGAGAAGACCACUCAAUUAUUCACAAUGCACUACCUGUACCUAAAAACAUCACUAAAAUCACCACAAUAACACCCCAACUCGCAUAUAAGCUUGAACGGGUUACUCAAAUACUUACCAACGCCCAAAGCAAACAACAGCAAAUACAUUUCAAAGAAUACAUCGACAAAAUAAUAGAGCUAGACUCCAAGCAGAAACUUGAGAACCUUAAUGGUCUAACAGUAGUGGAAGCCAUCAAAGACAGACCUAAAAAUACAAAAAGAAAAAUGAUUGCCCUAGAGCACUGUCUUGAAGCAGAAAAAGAAGAAACAACAAAAAAAAACUAA
This is a messenger RNA of Phycomyces blakesleeanus NRRL 1555(-), 855 nucleotides long. RefSeq lists its product as hypothetical. The coding region runs from base 1 to 855 and encodes 284 amino acids. Lineage: Eukaryota; Fungi; Mucoromycota; Mucoromycetes; Mucorales; Phycomycetaceae. The transcript has 4 exons. The record is from RefSeq and is a predicted model, not a curated record.